Messenger RNA from Bemisia tabaci, 4570 nucleotides. RefSeq names its product protein amalgam. Gene Ontology annotation, cellular component: neuronal cell body; plasma membrane; axon. The record is from RefSeq and is a predicted model, not a curated record. Lineage: Eukaryota; Metazoa; Arthropoda; Insecta; Hemiptera; Aleyrodidae. Gene Ontology annotation, molecular function: axon guidance receptor activity; protein binding. Gene Ontology annotation, biological process: homophilic cell-cell adhesion; synapse organization.
UGUUGUAUCCUCUACGCUGAUCGUUCUCGUCCUCGUGUGUUGUUUACAUUCACGUCGCCGCGAUCUUUUUCGGCACGUAAUUCGUCGGAUAAUUUUCACAAUUCGUACAGCGUUUUUAUCACUCUUAGCCCUCGAGCGAAGAAUAUCAACCCCGGUCGCUGCCAAACUUGCCUUGGGUUUUUAUUUCUGUCACGGUUGUAAUAAAUUCGUCGGUUUGUGAUAAGAUAACGCGGGAACUUUUCGGGGUUUAAAGUUGGUUCGAGGUUUUCCAUCAAUUUUGCUUUUAUUUUAAUGCCGCUGUAGUUUAUAUUUUGUCAUUGUUGGUAAAUGCGGAUUUGGCUGAUCCCAUUCUUUCAGCGACACCAUCUGAUCGAGACAGUUGACAAGCAUUCUUCGAAGAUAUUACAAAAGCUCGCUCAGAAUUUCCUUAGUUUUUCACUCCCAGUCCCAUCAGCUGCAUUUUUCGCGCACUACCAGUGAACUUUGGAUUUUUCUUCGAUUUGUCAGUGAAUUUUAGAAAAUUCCCAGAAGUGGUUUUGUCGGGAAACUGAAAAUGUGGCGACCACCUUUUGUUAGUGUGUAAGUGCGGUGAUUUUAUUUUCUUCCGGUUGGAUAGUAAUUUCUGUACUAUUUUUCGAGUUAUCGUCACUCGUAAAUGUUUUUCUUGACAGCAAUUAAUUUUCACUGUCCGAACUUCUUGAGUCCAAAGCGAGCUUUAACGGUUUUCGCACGUUUCGGGAAAAUACGGUAGUUUCCCGCAGUGUCUUCUCCUCGGUGAAUUUUCCUGUGAGCGUCAACGGAUUUCCACUUAACGGAAGUUUUCCUCCUUUGUGGUCCGCAAGUGAUUUUUUUCCCCCGCCGAGAUUUAACUUUUGAAGUUCGGUAUUCGAAUCAGAGAAAAUGGAAUCGAGAAAAUUCGCGAACGUUUCGUUGACUCUUGUGACUGUUCUGUUGUAUGGUGUUCGAGCCCUAGCAGUCGCUGUUGCAUAUAAUGGAAAAGGUGUAAAUUCAUAUGAAUCAAAUAUCGUGACGCAAGCGCCAUCAUUUACGACGACAGGACAAACGUUCAGAGUUGUCAUUGGCGACGUUCUUGUCCUUCCAUGUGAAGUUGAAAAUUUAGGCAAUUUGGUUGUACUAUGGAGGCGAGGCAACUCAGUUUUGACGGCGAAAAAUAUUAUGGUGACCCGGGAUUCCAGGUUUCGGCUAGUCGACGGCCUUAACCUGGAAAUUAGUGCUAUAAUGCCCCAAGACGCAGGGGAUUAUGUUUGUCAAAUCAGUGAUAUUGAAAACAAGGUCCAAACGCACACCGUUGAAGUUCUCGUUCCUCCGAGUAUCCGGACGACGCCUCUUAACGGUCAGCUGACUGCCAGAAAAGGUGGAACGAUUACCCUCGAAUGCAAGCCGUCGGGGAACCCUGUGCCCAGUGUUUUUUGGUCGAAAAAGGACAGUGUUUUGCCCUCCGGAGAAAGGUCCGUGGAGGGAUCAACCAUCACCCUUGAGAAGGUAGACAGGCAUCAAGCCGGGAUUUACCAGUGUACAGCCGAGAACGGGAUAGGGAAACCUGCCACCGUGGACAUGACUCUUGAUGUCUUGUAUCCUCCCGAAAUCGAGGUUGAAAAGAGCUGGGUUCAUUCUGGUGAGGGUUACAGAGCAGAGCUUGUGUGUCUCGUUCAUGGAGAACCAGAUCCUACGGUGACAUGGUAUCAAGACAGUUUCCUUGUGGCACCAACCGAAAGGCGUUACGUCGAAACGCGUGGAAAUAAACACAUCCUUACCAUCAAAGAACUCCAACCCUCAGAUUUCGGCAACUACAGCUGUGUCGCAGAUAAUUCUUUAGGCAAAAAUAAAAAAUUCAUGGAACUCUCAGGGAGACCAUCACCCGCCGUAUUCCGAAGCGCGCCUCUAGGAAGGUCUAAGGACAGUUUUAAUUUAACGUGGUUGGUUGAAAGUUACCCUCCUCUCGAAGAAGUUCGAUUACUGUACCGAAAAGUUCUGAUGAACGAAUCCUAUCAACACCCGAGCAAAUGGACGGACGUUAGUCCGCCGUUCGAGAACCGUGAACCAAACACACACCUAAUGUCGUACAACAUCCAGCACUUGGACCCGAGCUCCGUGUACGAGGCUCUGGUCCAAGCCAAAAAUCGCUACGGCUGGAAUGAGGUGUCUGAGAUGUUCCAGUUUUACACCCGCGCAGCUGGUGAGGAUUCUUACGAUUUUACCGAGGACCAAGAAAUGAAUGAAUUAGAAUUAGUUGCCAGUUGGUCAACGCGGAUAGUGCCCUCUUUAGUUCCCCUUUCUAUCAUCCUGUCGAUUCUUCUUUCAACAUGAAAUGGAGAGCGACAAUAGACCUGUAUAAACUCUGUACCACUACGUUAGAGAUAUGUAAAUUACGUCUGAAAGAAAAAUCUGAGAGAUUUUUGUACAAAAAUGUUUCUUUGUUUUUUUUUCUGAACUCUUUUUCUACCGAGUUUUUAAAGUCUUCAUUGUGUACAGCCCCUUCAGUCAUCACCAUUAUUUUGGCCUCCUUUUUUAAAGUCCCCUAGAGUUACGAGAUAUUUUGUAUAAAGAUUCCACGUUUGAAAUUUUCAUCACGAAAAGCACCAUUGCUUAUCCAUCAAUCAUUGUAAAAGAGAAAUUAAACUAUUUUCCCUCUCCUUUGUAUAUAUACUUUUGACCUUGCUAAAAGCAUAGAAGUAUGAAUUGUAUUGUCCUGAAUUCUCAAUAUAUUCCGAAUGCAACUCUCCCGGAAUUUAGAUACAAGAGUGAUAUAUUGUGGUGCUUUACGAAGAUUGAAGUAAAUGAAGCAAAAAUCCACAACAUUAGUCAUUCAUUGGGUCUGAGAGGUGGAACCAACUCGAGUUUUCGGGAAAAAUGAAACAUCGCGGGUAGUAUGACUGAAAAUAUUCGUCCCUUCAGCAAAAAUAUUGAUUGUAUGAUCAUUAAAUUAUUUCAGGGGAUUUCAAGUCUCUACAAUUAUCAGUCAACAUUAUCUAAAUGAAGAACAUUAAGAUUCUGAGAUCCUACCUUGAAAGAUAUGUAAUUAUUUUGGCCUCAGGGUAGUUUUUUGCAUUUUAGCAGCAGCUCUAAAUCUCCGAUAACCUCUCCAAAACCAUCGGUUUAUAACCCCGUACUUUUUUCUCAGAGAAGUUUGAUAAGUCUGAUAAGUUUAUAUGUGUUCUCCUUGAAGUAUUAUUUUGAGUUGUUACAUGCCAUCCAUCAGAUGGACUCAUUUCGACAUAGCCGUUGGUUAAUUAAAAAUUGCUGAGUAUUGCGUCCUUUAUGGUUGUAAGAUUUGAAACUCAAUUUUCGCAUUGACCAGUGAAGUAUGUUAUUCAGUAUUUACUUUUUUCACCUGUAACUCUUUUCGUGAUUCUUCCCUCAUACUUCGCGAUAUUAUGUAGUAUCAGUGGCAAGGCAUGAAUGAUCGAUUAUCGAUAUUUCCCCAUUUAAAGCUAUGGAAAAGAAUCGAUUAUUAAAUUGUUCGUUGCGAGUACCCUGUUUAUCGAUCCUCUUCCAUUGGUUUAAAUGUCAGGACAGUCGAUUUAUCGUUAAGCACGCCCCGUGGUUAAAGAGUCGGUCCCGCGAAUUCAAUCAAAUACUAUUUUUUAAGUUCCUCGUUUUGUUUUACCAGCUGUAGAUGGCUUUUCCUCGCUGAUAUUAGGCACUUGAUGAGUGUAUAGUUGUAAGCUACCUAUUAGAGAAUUAAGUAUGCAUGCGUGGUUUGCAUUUUCCUGUUUUAAAGAUUCUCUAUUUGAAAUUAUGUAUUUUUUCCUGUAAUCUUAGGUUGACAAUUUUGUAUACCCUCUUCCUGGUUAACGUUACGUAUACCACAUUCUUAUUUCACGUUUUGAGAUCGAGUAUAAGUACGCCACGAGGCUUUCGUGCAAGUUUUUACUUUACUCAUUUUUUUUUGUUGACACUAGCGUCUAAUAAUUCUCUGCCAAGAACUUAGCUUUGAGCAACUAACUGCUAUUAUCAACAACUGUCACAAGAUGUUUAAAAUUAAUAAUAUACGUAAAAAUGAAAACAAAAAAAUGAAUGGACCAAGAAUUUAAUUCCUGCGGCCAUAAUUAAUGAAGCUCAAAACUUGUAAGACUCUUUUGUCAUGCUUGAAAUCUGACGUUUACGUUUUAAAGAAUGUUAUGUAAAAAUUUUAGUCCUAAAAUUUCCCGAAUCGAUAUCUCCUUCCCACGGGAAAUUCCCUCAACCAUACUUUUCGCAGGAAAAUUUUUUCUUGCGGUACAGUAAAUUCCAUUGCAAUACCUAGCCUGUAAAAAUUUCAUGUAAAUAUUGUAAGUACUUACUGUAGGAGCAUUUUACAUCUGUGCGUACCUAGUUAAUGGGUGAAUCGACUUCACCCCCUGUACAUAGAAUUUUUUCCUCACAAUCACAAAAGGCAGAUAAGUUAUUCUGUCUUAAAAACUUUUUAAUCUCACCAAUUGUUUUCUGUCCUAUAAAAAUGUUUUCAUCGCAUCAAUGUAUUUUCUUUGGGUUUUCCCGUACCUAUUUUUGGAUUUUGAUUUGUUGCCAAAUUUUGUAAUUAUGAAGUAAAAAUCAUUCCAUCAGCUAA